AUGACAUCUCCAAGUCAAGAGCCAUGGUCUCAACCACAACAUUUAAGUGAGUAUUCUAUCGGUGGGACGUCAACUAAUAUAUUUAACGACGCUUCAGGUCAUGUUACGGGUUACCCACCAGUCGGAGCAAUUAUAGAAGAUGAAGCAGAUGAUGAUUCAGAUCAUUUUGAAGAAGAUGGCGUGCAAAUUGAUAGCAUGCAUGUGGCAGCUGGAAUCGAUGAUGACGCCCGUUGGAUGGAGCAAUUUAACGUUAACAAUGAUUAUGUGGAAGCUGAAGAUCCGUUGCCCGACGAGUUUCAUAAUGAGGAUUGGAUAAAUACUUCUCAAGCUGGAUUUGUUGAUGUUGGUCCAAAUUUACAACGACCCGAGGACUUCACUUUUAAAAAAGGGGAUCUAUUCGAGAGCAAGGAGGCACUGAUCUUUGCAAUCCGAGAAUGGUCCAUCAAGAAUCGGGUCAAAUUCAAGCCGGUAAAAACUAAUGCAACAAACUACAAUGUGAAAUGCUUCUUUAACGAUAAGAAUGAAGUAGAGAACGCAAAUGAGCAAGAUGAGAGAAAUAAAAAAUGUCCUUGGUUGCUAAAUGCCGCCGUGAGAAAAUCAUCAAAUGGGCAAUUUGUAAUAUGUAGAUAUUGCAGACUUCAUACAUGUUGCAACCCGUCGGUGGAUGUCGAUGAUUAUUCUGCAUCUUCUUUUUAUAUAUGUAAGCUAAUUAUGCCUGAAGUUAGAGAUGAACUUGAUCUGAAUGCAGGUCAGAUAUUUCAAAGGGUAUAUGACAUGCGAGGGAUUAAGAUAUCUAAAUAUAAGGCAUAUGAUGCAAGGCGGAAAGCGUUGUCUAAAAUUUUUGGAGAUUGGGAAAAAUCAUAUGAAUUACUUUCACAGUAUCUUGAAGCUAUCAAACGAAAUAAUCUGGGUACUGAAUACGAAAUAUUAUCCGAAGAGAUUGCACCGGGUAUGGAGAGGUUCACUCGCGUGUUUUGGGCAUUUGGUCCUGCUAUUAAGAGCUUCACUUUUUGUCGUCCGCUAUUGAGCAUUGAUGGUACACAUUUAUAUGGAAAGUACAAAGGCGUGCUUCUUGUAGCGACCGGUGUAGAUGCAAAUGGCGGGUUAUUUCCUCUAGCAUUUGCAGUCGUGGAGGUGGAGGAUACGUCUAGUUGGAAGUGGUUUUUUGAACUUAUAUACAAGUGGAUUCCAAGUGUCCGUGAGCCAAGAAUAAUUACCUUUAUUUCAGAUAGGAUGAAAGGAAUUAUAAGGGCGUUACAUGAUGGUUUUAGUGCACCACAUCACCAUCGAUAUUGUUUAAGGCAUAUAAGAGAUAAUUUCAAGAAAAAACACACAUCACCAUCGAUAUUGUUUAAGGCAUAUAAGAGAUAA
Messenger RNA from Asparagus officinalis (garden asparagus), 1371 nucleotides. RefSeq lists its product as uncharacterized. The coding region runs from base 1 to 1371 and encodes 456 amino acids. The transcript has a single exon. NCBI's taxonomy places the organism in Eukaryota, Viridiplantae, Streptophyta, Magnoliopsida, Asparagales, Asparagaceae. The record is from RefSeq and is a predicted model, not a curated record.